This is a messenger RNA of Oryza brachyantha (malo sina), 2257 nucleotides long. Its product is annotated as metal transporter Nramp2. The record is from RefSeq and is a predicted model, not a curated record. The transcript has 4 exons. Gene Ontology annotation, biological process: metal ion transport. Gene Ontology annotation, cellular component: membrane. Gene Ontology annotation, molecular function: manganese ion transmembrane transporter activity; cadmium ion transmembrane transporter activity. The coding region runs from base 79 to 1644 and encodes 521 amino acids. Lineage: Eukaryota; Viridiplantae; Streptophyta; Magnoliopsida; Poales; Poaceae.
CAUAACUCCUCCCAGACCCCCACAAUCCAUCGUUCCCACUCCCACUGACCACCACUCCCCCACGCCACGCAUCCGCCCAUGGCGUCGCGCGACCUCGCCGAGAGCCUCCUCCCCGGCGCCGGCGGAGACGGCACCACCUCCUCCUCCUCCCACGUCGAGUACGACGAGCGCGCGUACGACUCCGACGACAAGGUCUCCAUUGCCGUCUCGGACUCCGACUCCGAGGACGGCGGCGGGGACGCCGGCGCCCGCCCGGCGGCCUUCUCGUGGCGCAAGCUGUGGCGCUUCACGGGGCCCGGGUUCCUCAUGUGCAUCGCGUUCCUCGACCCGGGGAACCUGGAGGGCGACCUGCAGGCCGGCGCGGCGGCCGGGUACCAGCUGCUGUGGCUGCUGCUGUGGGCGACGGCCAUGGGCGGCCUGGUGCAGCUGCUCUCCGCGAGGCUCGGGGUCGCCACGGGGAAGCACCUCGCCGAGCUCUGCAGGGAGGAGUACCCGCCCUGGGCCGCGCGCGCGCUCUGGGCCAUGACCGAGCUCGCGCUCGUCGGCGCGGACAUCCAGGAGGUGAUUGGCAGCGCGAUUGCCAUCAAGAUCCUCUCCGCGGGCACCGUCCCGCUCUGGGGCGGCGUCGUCAUCACUGCGUUCGAUUGCUUCAUCUUUUUAUUCCUGGAGAACUACGGUGUGAGAAAAUUGGAAGCAUUUUUCGGCGUCUUGAUUGCAGUCAUGGCAAUGUCAUUUGCAGUUAUGUUUGGUGAAACAAAGCCAAGUGGCAAGGAUCUUCUGAUUGGUUUGGUGGUGCCAAAGUUGAGCUCAAAAACAAUCAAACAGGCGGUUGGAAUUGUGGGCUGCGUCAUCAUGCCCCACAAUGUCUUCCUGCACUCAGCACUAGUGCAGUCCAGGAAGAUUGACACAAACAAGAAAUCCCGCGUUCAAGAAGCAGUUUUCUAUUACAACAUUGAGUCCAUUCUUGCCCUCAUUGUCUCCUUCUUUAUUAACAUCUGUGUUACGACAGUUUUUGCGAAAGGGUUUUAUGGGUCUGAACAAGCUGAUGGCAUAGGUCUUGAGAAUGCUGGACAGUACUUACAGGAGAAAUACGGGACUGCGUACUUUCCUAUACUGUAUAUCUGGGCUAUUGGGCUGUUAGCAUCAGGACAGAGUAGCACCAUUACUGGCACAUAUGCAGGCCAAUUUGUUAUGGGAGGCUUCCUAAAUCUUCGGUUGAAGAAGUGGUUAAGAUCAACGAUUACACGCAGCUUUGCAAUUGUUCCUACUAUGAUUGUGGCAUUAUUUUUUGACACGGAGGAUCCUACCAUGGAUAUCCUGAAUGAGGCACUCAAUGUUCUUCAGUCCAUACAGAUUCCAUUUGCACUGAUUCCUCUCAUCACCCUUGUCUCAAAAGAGCAAGUCAUGGGGUCAUUUGUGGUUGGUCCUAUCACAAAAGUGAUUAGCUGGAUAGUUACAAUAUUCCUGAUGCUCAUCAAUGGGUAUCUUAUACUGUCCUUCUACGCCACUGAAAUCCAGGGGGCGUUGGUUCGCUCGAGCUUGUGCAUUGUGUUGGCAGUUUAUCUUGCAUUCAUCAUCUAUCUUAUUGUGCGAAACACCUCCCUGUAUUCUCGCCUUCAUUCAGCAAUGACAAAGAGCUCAUAAGUGCCCUCAGAGCCUUUUUUUUGAGGAAAAAUGGCAGGGGAUUUGCCUUGUCACCUUCAGAACUGUUAGAAAACACCAUGUUGAAGCAGAUCAUAUUUGAAGAAAGCUGCUCCCCCAUGUAAAACUUGUACGACUGCAUAUGUGUAUUAGCUCCAGGAAGAAGUCUAAUGAACUACACUGUAUAUUCCUUUGCUGUUGUAUAAAUGGAUUGGUUAGGCUUCUAGUUCUCCAUUAGGAUUGGGAUAAACCACACUGGAAUUCUCGUAUUUGAGGUUAUAAAUACCAGUAGAUAGCUUUGUUACCUGUCUCUCGUUUGCCGGAGGAUGAUGGUGAUGAUCUGCAGAAGUGUUGUAAUGUUAUUGACACUUGAACUGAUGAACAUCACGUAUACUCAGAAGUCAGAAAUCCUUGCAGUACUUGGUAAAUUUCUUCCUGGGUUGGUAAAAAUGCCAUGGUCGACCUGCCGAGGUUGGUCUCCAUGGUUUUGUUCUUUGAAAUAAGAAGUGAAAUGGCUUAUUUGCAAAUGAAAAAUAAUUUAUGGGUAAAAACAUGUAUGUAAAUUGUAAACAAGACCGAGGUAUAAACAAGUUGUAUCCAAAAUGCAGUCAUAUCA